AUUGAAACAGAGUCUUGCCCUCUCUUAAUUACGUCGAGUCUCAUAUCUUUUCCCUUUUUUUCACCUUUUUUCCUCACUCUCGAGGACGUUGGGCUUGUGGUAAUUAGUGAGAAGAGAAUAAAACCAGCUGAUCGGGAGAGGGGUGGUGCAUUUUGGAGCGAGAUGGCUAACAGAAACAUUCUGUUGCUCUUCUGUGGACUCUUCCUCUUAGCACUGAUUCAGCCCUCUCUGCAAGGAGGUGUGUAUGUACCACCUGGUGCUGGGAUUGGACCAGGAGGCACGGGACCAGGAGCUGGAUUUUUUCCAGGGUCUGUCGGAGGAGUCCCUACGGGCUAUAAACCAGCUAAAGCAGCAGUAGGAGGUUAUGGAGGUGGAGGCCGUGGUGUAGGACCAGGUGGUCUGGUGCCAGGAGGUGUUGGGAAUGGUGGCCUGGGCAUUGGAGGACUGGGAGGAGGACAAGGUGGAAAGCCCCCUAAACCAGGAUAUGGCAGUCUAGGAGCUGGUGGUCUUGGAGGAGGUGGCCUGGGAGGCUACGGAGGAGGUGCUUAUGGUGGAUACGGUGGAGGCGCCGGGGGUUUCUUUCCUGGAGCUGGACAGAAAGCUGCUAAAAGAGGUGCAGGAGGUCCUCUGCUUCCACAUGGAGGGACAGGAGGAACUGCGCUUGGGACAGGAGGAGUUCCUGGAGUACCUGUUAUUCCUCAGACAGGCCUUCCAGGAGGUGGCGGUGGUGCUGGUGGUGCUGGAGGAAAGAAAGCUGCCAAAGUCCCAGGUGUAGGUGUGCCUGGACUUUACCAAGGUGGACUGGUGCCAGGACAAGGAUUUGGUGGACGUGGUGUUCUGCCUGGAGUGGCCACUGGAACUGACCUUAAUCCUAAAUCAAUUGGAGGAGGAGGACAAGGGGGUCAAGGACCAGGAGGCCGUGGGUAUGGGGGGCCGAUGCAGCCAGGAGUGUUUCAUGGAUACCCCCUUAAAUCACCCAAAUUGCAAGGAGCCUAUGGAGCAAAAGCUGGAGGUGGCAAACUACCUUUAGGUUAUGGCUAUGGUAAUGGUGGCACUGGGUCACAGCCUGGAUAUCCUGUUGGAACUGGAGUGGGGCCCGGGGGCAUCUCACCUGCUCAGGCUAAAGCUGCCAAAUAUGGUGUAGGUGGCACAGGUGGUAUUGGUGGCAUUGGUGGCGUUGGUGGUGUUGGGGGUGUUGGAGGUCUUGGUGGAACCGGUGGACUGUAUCCAGGGCAAGUGCCAGGAGGAGUUGGGGCUGGGGGCCUCUCACCUGCUCAAGCUAAAGCUGCUAAAUAUGGUGUUGGUGGCGUUGGUGGUGUUGGUGGUGUUGGUGGUGUUGGCGGUGUUGGUGGUGUCGGUGGUGUUGGCGGCACUGGUGGACUGUUUCCAGGGCAGGUGCCAGGAGCGGGAUAUGGAGCUGGGUCGAAGGCUGCUAAAUAUGGCAUACCAGGUGGUGUACCGGGAGGAGUACCAGGAGGAGUACCAGGAGGAGUACCAGGUGGUGUACCAGGUGGUGUACCAGGAGGAGUACCAGGUGGUGUACCAGGAGGAGUACCAGGUGGUGUGCCAGGAGGGCUACCAGGAGGUGCACCAGUGGUUGGUGGAUAUUCACCAGCAGCCAAAGCCGCUAAAUAUGGCGCAGGAGGCCAAUUAGGAACUGGAGGACUAGGAGGCACCGGAGGACAUUUAGGGACAGGAGGACUUGGAGGACUGGGAGGAGGACUUGGAGGAGGUGGAGGAUAUUCUGCUGCUGCCAAAGCUGCUAAAUACGGGGUGGGAGGAUUAGGCACAGGAGGACUGGGAGGAACAGGAGGACUUGGAGGCACAGGAGGAUUUGGGGGAACUGGAGGUCUGGGCGGCACAGGAGGAGCAGGAGGAGGAUACUCUGCUGCUGCCAAAGCUGCUAAAUAUGGAGUAGGAGGACUAGGAGGAGUGGGUGGACUAGGAGGAACAGGAGCACUGGGAGGUGGAGGACUUGGAGGUGGAGGACUGGGAUACUCUGCUGCUGCUAAAGCUGCUAAAUAUGGUCCAGGUGGGGCAGGGGGAGUUCCUGGUGGUGGUGCAGGUGCAGGAGUUAUUCCCGGAGGAGUACCAUUUUUACCAGGAUAUGGAUCUUUGGCUGCUGGUGCUAAACCUCCUAAAUAUGGAGUCCCAGGAGCAGGCCUAGGAGGGGGCGGAGUUCCAGGUGGAGCAGGACAGGUUCUUCCUGGGUUUGGCGGCUAUGGUGGUUAUGGAGCUGGUGCUGGAGUCAAACCCCCAAAGUAUGGAGUUGCAGGAGGUGCUGGACAGGGGUUAGGAACAGGAGGAGCAGGAGGAGUUGCAGGACUUGCUGCUGCAAAAGCUGCUAAAUACGGAGGAGCUGGAGCAGGGUUUGGACCAGGACAACUGGGAGGAGCAGGAGGAGGUUUUGUACCAGGGGUAGGAGGUGGACAAUACUCUGCUGCAGCAAAAGCAGCUAAAUAUGGAGUUGCAGGAGGAGCAGGAGGAGCUGGAGCAGGGUUAGGAACAGGAGGACUGGGAGGGACAGGAGGAGCAGGAGUUUUUCCUGGUGCAGGACUAGGAGGUGGACAGUACUCUGCUGCUGCAAAAGCUGCAAAAUACGGUGUUGCAGGAGGAGCUGGAACAGGGUUAGGAGCAGGGCUGGAAGGGACAGCAGGGACUGGAGGAGGUGUACCCACAGGGGUUGGGGCUGAAGGAUAUCCGGGAGGUGUGAAACCACCAAAACUUGGAGGAGUCACUGGAGUAGGACUUGAUGUGCCAGGAGCUACUCCAGCAAAGGAUGUAGGACCAGCAGGAACUCCCAAACCAGGUGUUGCUGGUGGCAUUAUUCAGCCCAGUGCUGGCACAAGUGUUGGUGGAGCAGGUGUUCCAGCACCAUCUGGUGUUGGUCCAACAGGGCAGGGUCAGCCUGUUGCAACAGGAGUCCAACAACCUGGAGGUUUUGGUGUUGGCACAGGUGGCAAACCACCUAAACCAUUCCUACCAGGUGCAGGCCUAGGUGUUGGUCAAACUGGAGUUGGAUAUCCGUAUGGUGGAACCUAUGGAGUUCCAUAUGGAGUUGGAGCCGGCACUCUGCCUGUGUCGAAACCUUUGAAACCUCCAGCUGUAGGUGGAGCAGGAGGAGGAGCAGGAAUCCCACUGUCGGCCGGAGGUUAUCAAGGGGGAUACAGGCCAUAUCACCAUGGUUAUGGCCAUGGUGGGUUGCUGUAUCCUUCUGGAGUCGGACUGGGAGGUGCUGGUAUUGGUGUUGGUGCCGGUGUUGGUGCUGGAGCUAAACCCCCCAAACCAGGAUAUGGCAAUCUUGGAGGCGGUGGUGUUUAUCAGCCAGGUGCAGGUGCUGUGGCUCCUGGUUAUGUAGGAGGAUACCCCCAACAGUAUUACCCAGGUGGAUAUGUACCAGCUCCACUGACUCCUCAACAAGCCAAAGCAGCCAAGUACGGUCCAUUGCAGGGCUUCUUUGGUGGUGCUGGAGGAGGAGGAGUCUCUAGAGGUGGAGUUGCAGGAUGCCAGGGCAAGUUCUGUGGGAGGAGGAAGUAGAGGAUCUCUUGAGACCCAUUGUGACCUCAAGAAACCAUGGUGCUACUGCAUGAUCUAGAAUGUACAUUUUAUAUGCAAACAAACCCCAUUAGAAAACGUGUAAAGAUGUUUUUUUUUUAAACUUGACUUCAACGUCUUUUUUGAUACAAACCCACCGACCCAGAAUUUUGUACACGCUCUGAUGUGACGUAUGUUAUUGAUAGUGCCUUUAAUCAUUAACAUGGUCAAGUUAAUCAGCAUCCCCGUACUGCACCAGCCUGCUUAUAAUACAAAGAGUGUGUUUGUGUCACUGUGUGUUGUUCUUGUGCAUGAAUGUGUGUUUUGUGCGAAAGACUGACUGAACCAGGGCUGGCAAUGUGACCUAUGAAUGAUUUCCCUAACGUUUUUUUAAUCCUAAAGCAAGGUGAACUGUCCUCAGUGUCACAGCCCACACUGCCUCACCUAGCUGUGCAGAGCUUGUCAUCUCUCUGACACGGGUUGGUCGAGGCUCAUCCAAAAACUGAUGAAAUCUGGCCAAUGUCAGCGUCGUCCCUGGCUCCCCGUCUUCUCUGCUGCUAUUUUUAGGCCUGCUGGGUAUAAAGCAGCGGGAAUUGGGGCUCCGGCCAACCCAUCUGCUCUCAACUUUGCUGAUUCUAGUUGCUAUGCAGUUCAGUUUUCUCAGCAUUUUUAAUGUUGCCAAACUUGUGAUGUAUGAAGAGCAGCUUCUGCUCUGAGGAACAGUGUGCUGAAGACAAUCGAGAAGUAUUUGAAUCAUUACAGGGUGUUUAAAAACCACGGGGGAAAAGCAGUGUUGCCUUUUACUUCAAAGUAGAUUACAAUGUUACUUGGAUUGUACUCUGGCAUGUACGUUAUGUAUGUGCGAAUUAUUUGUCUUAGAGUGAUUAAGUCCGCUUCAAAUGUUUAGUCUUACUGCAGCAGUUAUAUACAUUUAUGUAACUUGUCAUUACAUGAUUAUUCAAGAUUUUUAGCAUCAUGCUUUGACUCAUAGCUUUAUUGUUAUCAGGAACAUGUGAGCAUAAAACAAGAACUUUGCUUUUGCAUUUUAUUUACUGUUUGUAAUACAGAAUAAUUUGUUUCAUGGUAGAGACAAAGCGUUUAUGAUGCAUAAGCUCCCGUUGUUCUUCAUUUACUUGAGCUGCUUUUUUUAAAAAAAAAAAAGAAAAGGCUUACUGACCAAAGGUUCAUGAGCGCUGUUGCCAAGUGACUCCAUCUCUUUCUGUAUUUGUGUACUGUAUUUUGUACUAAUAUGAUGUUUGCUGGCUGCAGUUCCUUCACUUGAUGCUGUGUAAGAACUGACUUUGAGCCUCGCUGGGUCAGACCUUGUCUUUUGUGCCGUGGGAUACUCUUCAUCUUUAUUUAAAACUGUUUUUAUAAGGAGGAACAGUGUGGUUUUGCACUUUUUAUAUUUCCACGACACACUUGUGACUUGUUCCCGGAAUCCAGCAAUUAUUUGCUUCAUUCAAUAACAAAAUAAAAUGUGUUAAAAGAU
This is a messenger RNA of Plectropomus leopardus (leopard coralgrouper), 5026 nucleotides long. The record is from RefSeq and is a predicted model, not a curated record. Lineage: Eukaryota; Metazoa; Chordata; Actinopteri; Perciformes; Serranidae.